Messenger RNA from Papilio machaon (common yellow swallowtail), 2085 nucleotides. RefSeq lists its product as uncharacterized. The coding region runs from base 1 to 2085 and encodes 694 amino acids. The record is from RefSeq and is a predicted model, not a curated record. Lineage: Eukaryota; Metazoa; Arthropoda; Insecta; Lepidoptera; Papilionidae. The transcript is spliced from 7 exons.
AUGCAAGUAAUUCUUCUGCGUAGAGUUAUAUCGAAAGUGCUAGAAGUUGAUUACCCAUUUCUUUAUGACAAUGCCACUGAAUUUAUAACUGCUAAACCUGGCCAUCGGUCUAUUUUUAAUACAUUCUCAUCAGAUACAACAUUGAAAGUUGACCAAAUAAAAUAUUCGGAUGUAAUACAAUGCUUGUGGUGUUUUACGGACAGAGGUUUUAUGUCAGAUGAAGGUUGUUACAGCGUUUAUUACGAAUAUAAAAAAAUUACUGAUUGGGACUACCAUAACAAGCGAAUUCAAAUACCAAUAGCAGGAAUGCAGUUAAUAUGUAAAACUUGUGAAACGAGAGGCCGUGAUGCUCUUACUGAUGACAAAUGCAGGUUUGGCUCAAUUGAUGAUUACGUCGUUUGUGGACGAAAUCAGGUGUGCUACGUGAAUCAUGAUGAGGAAAGUGACUUUGUUACAAGAGGAUGUAUAAACACCCCAGCUUAUAAUUCCAUGUUUUACUUAUGUAAUAAUUCGUUGUGUAACUCUAAACCAUUCAAUAUACCUAAAAUACGUUCAGAACAAUUACUCUUAAAUGACAUGUCCCAUAAUCAUUCUAUUCAUACCAAGAGUACUGGUGUCACCACGCCAAAAGUCAAAAACCUAUUGCCUAAUUUUCGCCGACAAGUUGAAGAAAUUCCAGAAGAAUUUACGAAAGAGAAAAGUGAGGAUGACUCAAAUAUAAAUUUAGUUGCCUUCCUUGUUAAAAAUGCUAAAGAAAUAUUCGGUGAGACCUACGAUAAUACUGAUGUUGUAACUAAAAGCUCAGAAAUUACUGAAGGCACAACAUUUCGCCAAGAAACAACAUCACUCAAAGAUAGAAGAACAUUACCGGUAGACCGAACAUUUUUUGACGAGAAUACAUUUCUCGAAGAAAGACCAGCUCUCGAAGAAAGAACAAUACUCAAGGAGAAAACAAUAACUGAAGAAAAAAUAUGGCCUAAAGAAAGCACAUUUCCCCUAGCAAACAUAUUUACUGAAAGAGUAUCAUCUACAGAUGAAGAGACAUUUAAUAAAGAAGGAAUGUUACACGAAUUAGUGACGUCUUCUGUACCGUUUCCCGAAAAAACGUUAUUCGCCGUAAAACCAUCGAAAAAUCUGCUAAGAGAUCUAACCAAUAAUACGAUUACUGAUUUUACUACUGUAUGGUCACCAUCUUUAACAAAUCCAUUUGGUACUAUUUCAUCUACGACCACUACAACUACGACAAGUAUCCCUUACUCUAUCUCCAGUAACUCCUAUUCAGAAAAUCCAACAACGCAGUCAUACAAAUUACCCACAAGAACCACUGGUAUAUACUACACAAUAAAUGUUGAAUCAAUAAAAAGCGAAUUAUUGAACAUAACGAAUGUUCAAAUUAUUGAGAAAGGUAAAAACGAACCAAUUAUGCUUACUCGAAAACAAGACCACAUACAUGACGAUAUUUCUAUCUAUAAUGUACCAGUUGCUGGAAAAGAAAUGGCCUCACUAAAAAGAUCUUGUGUAGUUUGUAAUAAUAUUCAAAUGCACGAAUGCAAUGAACCUAAAAACAAAAUGCUUCCACAUACGCGUUGUGAAAACGAAGAAGAUUUGUGUUACACACAACAAACUCCUUUUGGCCUAAUAGAUCGAGGAUGUUUCAAUGUUAAUCAAAAUAUAACAACUUACGUUUGCUCCUGCAAUCUUUGCAAUUAUAUUCCGAUAUCCGAUAUGCCUUACAAAUUUUCUAAAAGGAAAGAUUGGCUUGACAACAUUAUUGAUAUAUCGAGAACAAGGGAUUUUCGCUCGUCUAUUUUUAAAAACAUGUCGUGCUUAAGUUGUGAAGUUAAUUAUACUUCACCUUCUUCCAUACUCUUGGAGCAUAUUAACUGCCAAGAUGGUAAUAUUGGAAUGUUACCAAAAGUACAAUGCGCUGAUGAUGAAAUUUGCGGCGUCAAGGCUCUCAAGAACAAAGGUUAUGUGUGGCGCGGUUGUCUCAGGAGUCCGCUCUACAACUACUGGUGGUCAUUAUGUGAUAGUGAUUUGUGUAAUACUGAUAACAUUGUAUCUUUAUACGACGAGAUUCGAUAA